Messenger RNA from Plasmodium relictum, 1197 nucleotides. RefSeq names its product conserved Plasmodium protein, unknown function. The transcript has a single exon. Bases 1 to 1197 code for a protein of 398 amino acids. NCBI's taxonomy places the organism in Eukaryota, Apicomplexa, Aconoidasida, Haemosporida, Plasmodiidae. The record is from RefSeq and is a predicted model, not a curated record.
AUGCAAAACAUAGAAAAUAAAAAAAUAAAAAUGAAAUUUAAAUUGAAUAAUAUCAAUAAAAAGAAUACUCUUAAUAUAAAUAAAGGAAAAAAUGAUUUAAAUUCAAGAUAUAACUUUAAUUGUACAAAUAAUAAUACCACACAGAAUAAUUUUAUAAAUAAUAAUAAAAGUUCAUUAGAAAAUUCUAAUUCUAAUAAUUUAAAGAAUAAUAUAAAAAUAAAUAUAGUAAGUUCUAACAAUAAUAAUAAUACUACUAAUAAUAUUAAUAAUAAUAACAAUAGUAGUAGUUUAAAUGGUAAUAACAAUAAUAAUAACAGUAAUUUACUUCAUGGAAAUAAGUAUAUUUUGAAAAGUAAUUUAAAAAUAUUUUAUAAAAAUGAAAUAAUACCUUUUUCUUUUUUAUAUCAUAAAAUAUUAACUAUAUUAAAAUCUCAUUAUAAUAAUCAUAUAAGCAAUAAUAAUCAUAUAAGCAAUAAUCCAGUAGUAGCAAAUAAGGGAAUUUCAUUUUUUCAUUUGGAAAAUAUGCUAAUUAAUUUUGGAUUUAAAGGUGUUGAUAUAAAUAAUCAUUUUUUAUUAAGUUAUUUAGCAUCUUCAAAACAAAUUAAAAUUGAUUUAAAUGAAAAAAGAAUAUGUUACAUUAAUCCUUAUAUUGAUAUUACAAAUAUAACUUCAUUAUUAAAUAAAAUAAAUAAAAAUGGAUUUUUAUAUGGUUAUGAAAUUAAUGAUGAUUUAAUUAGCACUAACAAAGAUAUAUAUAAAUGGGUAAAUACCUUAUUGUUUGAAAAAAAAGUUAGGUGUAUACGAUCAAAUAAUAGUCACUUAAGAGGAAAGUUAAAAUGUAAAAACCUCCCAACUUUUUGUGAUAUCUAUUCAAAAAAUAAAUGUGAUAAUUGUUUUUACAAUUUGAAAGGUUUUAUAUUCUUUCCGCUUGCUUAUGAACAUAUCGAAAAAGAACGAUUCACAAUUACAAAUGAUAUCAAAACACUAUGGGAUGAAAUCACUUUACCAAAUCUUGAUAAUAUUUUAAAAGAAUACAAAUUAAAAUCUACGAAUAAUCUUUUUUUGAAUGAUAAUAUUCAAAAAAGAAAAAAUAAAGAUGAUAAAUUUGCACCUAUUCUUAAAAAAAUGAAAAGAAUUUACAAUACUCAUCUUUUUACACCAGAUGAAAUUAAAAAUGAGUUUAUUCAAAAAAAAUAG